AUGCCUUUGAAAUGCAACUCAUUCGCUGCGACUCAAUGGCUCUCUGGACUCCCCUCCGCAACUGCAAUCCUACUGGGGCCACCAGCAGUUGAGGCACGCUCUUCUGGCGACGGCCGUGGCUUGGGCCUCUUUGCAGUCCGCGACAUACCAGCAUUCUGCCAGAUCUUGUCAGAUGCGCCCCUCAUCUUGAUGAAACCUGGCGAAGACUUACCGGAGCUUUACAAGCAAUUCAAUGGCAUAACGAAGGACGAUCAAGAAGUUUAUACGAGUCUGAGCGCUCACGACAAUCCUGCUCGAGAUGCACUGGUCAAGGACAAGCUACUUCAAAGAGGAUUCGACCAAGACGAAUUGGAGCAGAUGGCCAAGGUAGCUGGUAUCAUGCAAACCAACGCUUUCAAUGUGGACUUGCAAGAUGGUCAAGGGUCUUGUCAUCGUGCACUGUUCCCGAACGUGGCGAGGACGAAUCACUCCUGUGCACCUAAUGCGCACGUCUGCUUCUACCCACCCGGCGACCAAAGUCCUAGGGGCCGUAUCGUGAUCCAUACGCUCAGGCAAUUGCGACGCGGCGAGGAGGUGCUCAUAUCUUACUUCAACAUCCUCCUCCCUCGAUCAGAACGUCAGUCGAAAGCGCAGAAAUGGGGCUUUGAUUGCCGUUGCACUGUCUGUGACGAGGAGUCUCCAGAACACCAUCGAUUCGAAAGGCAACGGAAAGUGUGCAGGGAGUUCACCACAAGACAGACGAGUCUUACGCAGAGCAACACUGCUACCAUGAAGUCGAUCAACAGCAUGCUCGAGAAGGGCCAAUUGCUUGUCGCUGAAUUUGAAAGCUGUGCGGAGCUGUUUCCUGCCAUACCAGACCUCUAUGACGGGCUCGGCAUGCUGCGGGGAAAGGCUUUGAUGGUACAGAAGCGUGAGGCACAAAGACAGGACGUGAUACUGGACCUCGAGAAAUCAGUAACGUGGGAGGCAAAGAUCACCGGAAAGGACAGUCCGGCAACGCAAAGACGACUGCAGAAGCUUGUUCAAUUUGCGGCUAAGAGAAGAUCAAAUGCUACACCCAAAAUUGACGCAGAUGAGAGUGGCGACUUAAGUCUCGUUUGGCCUUGA
This is a messenger RNA of Zasmidium cellare ATCC 36951, 1107 nucleotides long. RefSeq lists its product as uncharacterized. The transcript has a single exon. The coding region runs from base 1 to 1107 and encodes 368 amino acids. Gene Ontology annotation, molecular function: protein binding. Lineage: Eukaryota; Fungi; Ascomycota; Dothideomycetes; Mycosphaerellales; Mycosphaerellaceae. The record is from RefSeq and is a predicted model, not a curated record.